GUGGACUUAAGUGAUGUUAUGAUAUGCAAAAUCCCUCCACACAUGAGGAAAAGAGCCCUCUUGUGGUGAUGUUAGAGGAAUAGCAAUUGGAGACAACCCGCUGCACUCUGCUGCUCUGUAAGGCAAACAUCAGUAAAGCCAAGCUGCAAGAAAAGAAGGGUUCUUCAUGACAAAAUGACAGCAAGGGAACACAGUCCCCGCCAUGGUGCAAAAUCCCGCACCGUGCAACGGGCUUCCACCAUUGAUGUCACCUCUGACAUGCUAGGCCUUUCUCUAGCAGGAAACAUUCAGGAUCCAGAUGAACCAAUUUUAGAGUUCAGUUUAGCUUGCAGUGAGCUGCUAACUCCAUCGCUAGAUCGAAAACCAAAUAGUUUUGUAGCAGUGAGUGUAACUACACCUCCUCAGGCGUUCUGGACGAAGCAUGCACAGACAGAAAUUAUUGAGGGUACAAGUAAUCCUAUCUUUCUAAGCAGCAUUGCUUUUUUCCAAGACUCUCUUAUCAAUCAAAUGACACAAAUCAAACUCUCCGUGUACGACGUCAAAGAUCGAUCUCAGGGAACAAUGUAUUUGUUGGGUUCUGGGACGUUCAAUGUAAAAGAACUUCUUCAGGAGAAGAAUCACAGGUUGCACUUAACACUAAGGUCGGCUGAAAGUGACCGCGUAGGUAACAUUACAGUUAUUGGAUGGCAGAUGGAGGAAAAAACUGACCAAAGGCCUCCAGUGACAAGGUCACCUGACACAAUUAAUGGAAGGACUGUGUUGCCAGUUGAUGAAAGUUUGACAGAAUCUUUAGGAAUCAGAUCCAAAUAUGCUUCGUUACGGAAAGAUGCACUACUGAAAUCUGUGUUUGGUGGUGCCAUUUGUCGAAUGUAUCGCUUCCCAACCACUGAUGGAAACCACCUGAGAAUCUUGGAGCAGAUGGCUGAGAGCAUCCUGUCGCUACACAUCCCUAGGCAAUUUGUGAAGCUUCUUCUAGAAGAAGAUGCAGCAAGGGUUUGUGAACUAGAAGAAUUGGGAGAACUGUCUCCGUGUUGGGAAAGCCUUCGUCGACAAAUAGUUACUCAGUACCAAACGAUUAUUUUAACUUAUCAGGAAAAUCUAACAGACCUGCACCAGUAUAAAGGUCCUUCAUUUAAAGCCAGUAGCUUGAAAGCUGAUAAAAAAUUGGAAUUUGUUCCUACGAAUUUACACAUUCAGAGAAUGAGAGUCCAGGAUGAUGGAGGAUCAGAUCAGAACUACGACAUAGUCACCAUAGGAGCACCAGCAGCUCACUGUCAAGGCUUUAAAUCAGGUGGCUUGCGGAAAAAGCUGCAUAAAUUUGAAGAGGCGAAGAAACACAGUUAUGAGGAGUGUUGCACUUCAACAAGUUCCCAGUCUAUUAUAUACAUCCCACAGGACAUUGUUAGAGCAAAGGAAAUCAUUGCACAGAUCAACACCCUGAAGACGCAAGUCAGUUACUAUGCAGAACGGCUCUCGAGAGCUGCCAAGGAUAGAUCAGCUAAUGGCCUUGAAAGAACACUUGCCAUCCUAGCAGACAAGACCCGGCAACUUGUCACAGUCUGUGACUGCAAGCUGUUGGCAAAUUCAAUACAUGGACUGAAUGCUGCAAGGCCAGACUAUAUAGCUUCAAAAGCAUCUCCAACCUCUGGAGAAGGGGAGCAAGUGAUGCUGAGGAAUGACCAGGAUACGCUUGUGGCCAGAUGGACAGGAAGAAAUAGCCGAUCUUCUCUGCAGGUGGAUUGGCAUGAAGAGGAAUGGGAGAAAGUUUGGUUGAACGUUGACAAAAGUCUGGAGUGUAUUAUACAGCGAGUGGACAAGCUUCUCCAGAAGGAGCGCUUGCAAAGUGACAGCUGUGAAGAUGUUUUCCAGUGCGACAUCAGCUGUACUAGUAAGAAAGAUUGCAGCCCUGCCCCGGAAGAAUCUGGCCCAGGCGAAUGGAGCGAAGCUCUUUAUCCCUUGCUGACAACACUCACCGACUGCGUAGCCAUGAUGAGCGACAAGGCAAAGAAAGCCAUGGUCUUUUUAUUAAUGCAGGACAGCGCCCCGACAAUAGGGCUCUGCCUGAGCCUUCAGUAUCGCAGGGAUGUUGUCUUCUGCCAAACUCUGACAGCUCUCAUUUGUGGUUUCAUUAUCAAGCUGAGGAACUGCCUGCAUGAUGAUGGAUUUCUAAGACAACUGUACACCAUUGGCUUGCUGGCGCAGUUUGAGAGCCUGCUGAGCACUUACGGUGAGGAGCUGGCAAUGCUGGAGGACAUGAGUUUGGGAAUCAUGGAUUUGAGGAAUGUAACCUUUAAAGUAACUCAGGCCACAUCAAAUACAUCUACUGACAUGCUGCCGGUCAUCACUGGAAAUCGUGACGGAUUUAAUGUGAGGAUCCCUUUGCCAAGCGCCUUGUUUGAUUUGUUGCCGCGAGAGAUUCAAAGUGGGAUGUUACUGAGGGUUCAGCCUGUUCUUUUCAACGUGGGCAUCAAUGAGCAGCAAACCCUGGCAGAGAAGUUUGGAGACACUUCCCUGCAAGAAGUAAUUAACAUGGAAAGCUUAGUGCGGUUGAAUUCCUAUUUUGAGCAGUUCAAAGAAGUUUUGCCUGAUGAUUGUCUACCUCGAUCUCGUAGUCAGACGUGCCUGCCUGAACUGUUAAGAUUUCUGGGACAAAAUGUACAUGCAAGGAAAAAUAAGAAUGUUGAUAUCCUUUGGCAAGCUGCUGAGAUAUGCCGCAGACUAAACGGUGUUCGAUUUACAAGCUGUAAAAGUGCCAAGGAUAGGACUGCCAUGUCGGUCACCCUAGAGCAGUGUUUGAUCCUACAGCAUGAACAUGGAAUGGCUCCACAGGUCUUCACCCAGGCUCUGGAGUGUAUGAGGAGUGAGGGUUGUCGGCGAGAAAAUACAAUGAAGAAUGUUGGAUGUCGCAAGUAUGCAUUUAAUUCCCUGCAACUGAAGGCUUUCCCAAAGUAUUACAGGCCUCCAGAAGGAACUUAUGGAAAAGUUGAAACAUAAGCAUAUUAUGUCCUUUAAUUGCUGUUCCAUUAAAACAUGUGGAUACACUCUAGAUUAAUAGAUGACUGUCAUCCAGAAGAGAUAAAUAACCUUUCUGUACGUUUCGCUAGGUUAUACAGAGCAUGUUACUUGCAGAAUUGGAAUCUAUAGUAACAGUUAUCCUGACACCUUAGCUUGAGAAUAGUGCGAUGACUCUCUGCCCGUUUAAAUAGCCUUCAGUGUACGUCCGAUGAACAGAUACCGUGCUACUUCAUAAUCACCUAUAUGCAAAUAGCUAGGCACCUCCUGGGUGGGCAAGGACUCUAGGAACGGCGUUUAGGCAGCUGUUUCACAUCACAUCUUUUUAUACUGAGUUGACUUGAGAUGGAGCUUUUCAUAAACUUUUUAAAACUGAGGGUAGAACUCAAAAGUUGUAAAUAAAAAGGGAUUGGAUCCUAGACAGUCUAAUGACUGUAGAAUGCAUUGUUACAAUCAAGAAACAGGGGUUUAAC
Eurypyga helias (sunbittern) is the source of this 3485-nucleotide messenger RNA. It is a transcript of the gene INPP4A, whose product is annotated as inositol polyphosphate-4-phosphatase, type I, 107kDa. Lineage: Eukaryota; Metazoa; Chordata; Aves; Eurypygiformes; Eurypygidae. Gene Ontology annotation, cellular component: cytoplasm. Gene Ontology annotation, molecular function: phosphatidylinositol-3,4-bisphosphate 4-phosphatase activity. The transcript has 25 exons. The record is from RefSeq and is a predicted model, not a curated record. The coding region runs from base 175 to 2994 and encodes 939 amino acids.